CAACCUUACAGUAACACUUAUUGCACUAUACCAGUGCAGGAGGCCUAUUACUGUGUCAGUCAAUCAGAGCUUCUUGAUUAUUACCCACUGCCUAAAUAUUUAGUUUGUGGCAUGUCUUUGGUAACUCUUCACCACUCUGUCCCAAAAUUUUAGAUUCCUUUCCUACAUGUCAAUCCAUAACGAGAUAAAGGCUAUUGUCCUCAGGGCUUUGCCCAGUCUGACUGUGGAGAUUCGAGAACAUGUCAUCACUUCACUUGAACGGUCAGGUGUGGAAUCAAUAGAAGACCUCAUAUAUGUACAACAGGAAGAUCUCAAAGAUUUCCUGCCUGUUAUACAGCAAAGAAAACUUUUGAAGCCAUUCGAACUUGAAACUACACAAGUCACACUUGAUCUCCAAAAAUUGCCAGAUGAGUCAACAGAUACAAGUAUGUCUUCACUCUCCAGUCCACAGCCCUGCACAUCUUCAAGCUUAAGCUCAAGCUCUUCACGCGCAUCAACACCUUGUACUUUAAGCAAGUAAAAAGCCAAUCACCCAACAUAUCCAGUAAGUGGUAUGAAAAUUGAGAUUCCUUGGGAUAAAAUGCCUGUGGAAGUCCAGUCAGCUAUUGCCAACGGCAAGCGUCCUGCUCCUGACAAGCGGCGCCAGAUGAUACAUAUCCUAGCUGAUGAAAUCAGGAAAUGUGAGAGUAACCCCACACGCAAUGAAAGUCUCAUCAUCUGCCGCAACAUUGUUAAGCAUUUCCCCAACAGUUUUGCAGAUUUGACACCAAGUGGUGUCAUCAUUGGUAGUACUUCAUUGCUUUGUAAAUUAAAAACAAGAAUUGAGAACAUGAACCGUUCAGGGACAAUGAAGAGACUCCGAACUUCAUAAGUGCCUGGAGAACUGCAUCAGAGGCCAAGUGAUUCUUAUGGAUGCACACAAUAUAACCCUGAACUGCCACCAGAAGAAACAUAUGAAACCCUGGAGCAGAAGAGCGUAAACAUAUAAAUCAGACUCCAUCACCUUCCAUCGAAGAUAUGAGAAUCCAGUGGCCUUACCUUUUUACCCAAAGAGGUAUCUUUAAUCACUUCGAGUUACUAACUGACAUUAACGUGUUAUGGGCCUUGGACCUAUCCAUUAAAGAAUGUGGACAGAGAAUCAGGAAGUACCUGCAGACCAAAUCAAAAAGCAAAGAUGUGCAGUCUGGCGUCUCCCAGAAUCUAAUACAGCAGCUGAUGGCCUACUUUGAUGAAGGAAUAGAGGGACUGAUACUCCGUGCUGACAUAUCUGCCACGGCAGCAGAUGUUAAGCGCACCCUGACCCUCCCCACCUCUCCACGACUGAUACUGUUGUUUGCCGGUGAUGAAGCCACAAUUGGAGGAUGGAUGAUCACCAUCAAAAAUCAUGUAAUCUGUGAAGGUGUCGACCAAAGCUUCAUCACAGGGCUAGCUGCUGUUUUUUCCACUUACUACGUCUUUAAUCUACAGUACCAAGAGGAAGCUUCAAGGACCCUGGAGUUUGUACAAAGGCACUUCAUUGGUUUGAAUCCUGAGAGAGGGACAAAGGCCAGCCAGGUGAAGGUGAUCUCCAAAAAGACUGGAAAACUUGUCCAUAAAAAGACAGCCACUGUAAAUGUCCUUUGAGUGGGGCUUUGUUCAGUAAUACGAAGUCAGUACAGCACAUGUUCAACAUCCUGUUUUGGAUCUGAAGUCAUUGCUAUGGUCUGCCUAAUGGUGUUUUGAUGCAAAGUCAGUGUGGUGGUCUGCAAUAGAGUGUUCAUUUGAAGUCAGUGCAGUGUUCUGCAUUUAAGUGUUCGUGCAAAGUCUGUGGAAGUGUUGUUUAUGCAAAGUCAGUGCAGUGUUCUGCAGUUGAAUGGUUAUGUGAAAUCUGAAGUGACAGCAAUUUUUUGAAACAACAUAUUUGUUUAAAUUCAUAGGAUUUCAGUAUGCUGCUAUUUUACAUGUUGAGAACAUGUAUUUCGC
Messenger RNA from Clarias gariepinus (North African catfish), 1962 nucleotides. RefSeq lists its product as uncharacterized. The record is from RefSeq and is a predicted model, not a curated record. Lineage: Eukaryota; Metazoa; Chordata; Actinopteri; Siluriformes; Clariidae. The coding region runs from base 1018 to 1623 and encodes 201 amino acids. The transcript is spliced from 6 exons.